AUUUUCCAACAUUCGCAAGCACGACUACAACAAUGUCAUCAUCAUCAUCCUUACCAGAGACCAUUAGACCAGACCUUAUUGUCCAAAUGUGUUUCUAACUUUGGACUCUUUUUUAGUUAGUGCGUGCCCCCGGGUGUGUGUGUGUGUGAAAAAUUUCGUAAAAUGGGGAGACAAGUCGAAGCUCAAAGUUAGGAUCUUUUACGCUAAACAACAACAACGACACACAUCUUCGUACCCCAUUUUGGUUUCUUUCUUUCUUUCUUCUUGGGCUCUUUCAGAUCUCUUUCCCGAAAAUUCCCCAAUCUUUUUUCCAGUUUUGGUAUCUGGGUUUUCGGGCACCGGGGCGCGAUUUCUCACGCACGUGAAAAUAUCUUUUAAUAAUUUAAUCGAACAGUCCCUUUCCGUCUUCAUUCUGAGAGGAAUAUAGCGAACAAAAAGUUGGAUUCAGAGGAAGAAGGGAAAAGGGAUGGUGGCAUAGAGUAUAAAGAGAUAUUAGAUAGCUUUUUUUUUAAAAAAAAUUCUUGGAAUUAAAAUGGGUUCGAAGAGAAAGCCAGUUAGUAGCAAGAAUUCCUCCCCUGUUGCCUCUGAAGAAAGAGAUGUUGCUGAUAUACGUGCAAGGCAACUAGAAGAACUUGAAAAUCUGAAUUUAGUGGCACAACCUUUCAAGACUUUCAAACUUUUCAUUUUAGCUGUCAUACAGUAUCUCCAACGAUCAGCUGCUUAUCUUUUAGCUCAUGGCAGCUGGUUUUUGCUUUUAAGUACUGUCAUUGUGCUUCCUGCGGUAUUAUUGGUAAAACUUGAUGGUCCUCAUGAGAAGCAUAUUGAUGAAGUUUUAGAGUAUGUAAGGUUUGGAUUGUGGUGGAUGGCCCUUGGUGUUGCUUCUUCUAUUGGCCUCGGAUCUGGUUUGCAUACAUUCGUUCUCUAUCUUGGCCCUCAUAUUGCAUUCUUCACAAUCAAGGCAAUGCAAUGUGGAAGAGUGGAUAUCAAAAGUGCACCAUAUGAUACGAUUCAACUGAAACGAGCUCCUUCAUGGCUCGGCAAGGAUUGCUCUGAAUUUGGGCCUCCAGUGUUUCCAUCCUCACAUGGGACAAGGGUUCCCCUUAGUAGUAUACUGCCUCAGGUGCAGUUGGAGGCUAUUUUGUGGGGUGUGGGAACAGCACUUGGAGAGCUUCCCCCAUACUUUAUCUCAAGAGCAGCUCGUCUUUCUGGGGGUACAGUUGAUGCUAUGGGAGAAUUGGAUGCUAGCUCAACUGAAGAUAGCAGUUUCAUGGCGCGGAAGCUAAAUAACUUCAAGAUUUGGUUCCUUUCACAUGCGCAGUACCUAAACUUCUUCACAAUUUUAGUGCUUGCAUCAGUGCCAAACCCCUUAUUUGAUCUCGCUGGCAUAAUGUGUGGACAAUUUGGGAUCCCAUUUUGGGAGUUUUUUCUGGCAACAUUGGUAGGAAAAGCUAUUAUCAAAACACAUAUACAGACUGUGUUCAUUAUUUCAGUGUGCAAUAAUCAACUUCUGCACUGGAUAGAGAAUGAACUUAUUUGGGUGCUUAGCUUUAUCCCUGGUUUUGAGUCUAUUCUGCCCAAUGUUAUCGCGAAGCUUCAUUCCAUGAAAGACAAGUAUCUGGCUGCUAAAACUCCAGUUCCUUCAAAUAUCAAGGUGAGCAAAUGGGACUUUUCAUUUGCGUCAAUCUGGAACACAGUAGUGUGGUUCAUGCUGAUGAACUUCUUUGUUAAGAUAGUGAAUUCAACGGCUCAGAGUUAUCUCAAAAAAGAGCAAGAUAAGCAUAUAGCUGAUUUGAAGAACAAAUCAUCCGUCUCCGAGCAUUCAAAUGACUGAAAGGAUUUCUUUAGAGAUUUUAAUUCCUUAUUGUAAUAGGGAUAUAACUAGGGAUUACAAUGUCACAAACUCAGUGUAGCAGCUUCAAGGAACCAGUCAGAGUUGAUGCUGUCUCAUUACUGAGCUUCACCAGUAGUCAAAAUUCUGUAUAGAAAGAAUAGGAAUUUGCAGGAUCUUUUUUUCCUGUGCAACUGGGAAGGUGAGGGAGCCAUUGUUUUGGGGCAAAAAUUUAGUGCCAUUGUAUGCAACAUUGCAUCAAGAGAUCCAAAACCUUACAACUUUUCCUUUGGCCGGAACAGAUUACUUCUGUUGUUAUAAUCUUCUUGAUCAAUGUUUGAUCCUGUGAUCGAUCACUAGAGUUGGCGAUACCUCAUUUAGUGAUCGAUAAAUGCUUCAUCAGUCACAAUUGGUUGCGGGGAUUCAAACUUUACAAGUACAACCUAAGAUCAAUAAAGUGAUUAAUGAUCCUUGAAGGUUGACUUCAUUACAGAAAUUGCUUUCAAGCCUUUGCCUUUGUCAUCCUCAAUGUUGAACUGGUAAACUAUAGUACCUCUGUUUUAAAACUGUAAUAAUUAGAGAUGGCAAAUUGUGGGCAGCAAAAGAGACGUGAAGUAACCAACUGCUGAAAAUAGAUGGAAAAAAGGGUAAACCAACCCCAAGGUUUUUGGUCCAAGUUUACAAGUUCCAGCUAGCUUUAGACCCCCAAUCAACAUAUCACACCUUGGGGUUGCUAGUGUUUCCUUUUAUAUGUUUCUUUUUAUGAGGAAAUACUCGCUCCGUCCAAAAAUUAAUAUCCUGGUUGUGACAUAGGGUGCAUGUCAUUUGUUUAGUUUUGUUAAAAGUAGUGACUCUGUGGGCUACAAAUGUUGCAUUUUGUAAUAAUCUGUGUAUAAUUGCAAAUCUUUGAUAUAUAUUUUAUAGCAAU
Molecule: messenger RNA, 2756 nt
Organism: Oldenlandia corymbosa var. corymbosa
Lineage: Eukaryota; Viridiplantae; Streptophyta; Magnoliopsida; Gentianales; Rubiaceae
Source: the annotation of a GenBank genome assembly